Hevea brasiliensis (rubber tree) is the source of this 1074-nucleotide messenger RNA. RefSeq names its product lactoylglutathione lyase. NCBI's taxonomy places the organism in Eukaryota, Viridiplantae, Streptophyta, Magnoliopsida, Malpighiales, Euphorbiaceae. The transcript has 9 exons. The record is from RefSeq and is a predicted model, not a curated record. Bases 191 to 748 code for a protein of 185 amino acids. Gene Ontology annotation, molecular function: metal ion binding; lactoylglutathione lyase activity.
GGUAAAAUUAAAAUCCAAAGGGUAUUAUACAUAACACAGUGUCAGCUUCACUUCAAUGGCUACUUCGUCUCUAGCAACUUCCUUAUCUCGCCUCGCUCUCUGUCGGGUCGCCAUUAAGAAACCAUCUUCAAUCCCAUUAUAGCUUCAACAUUUCAGCUUAAAGAAUCCAAAUCGAUUAAGGCUGUUUUCAAUGGCGUCGGAACCGAAGGAAUCGCCGGCCAAUAAUCCUGGUCUCCAAACUACCCUCGAUGAAGCCACCAAGGGAUACUUCAUGCAACAAACUAUGUAUCGAAUUAAGGAUCCAAAAAUAAGUCUCGAUUUCUAUUCUCGCGUAUUGGGCAUGUCGUUGCUUAAGAGGUUGGAUUUUCCUGACAUGAAGUUUAGCUUGUACUUGAUGGGCUAUGAGGAUCCAGCAUCAGCUCCAAGUGACCCAGUCGAAAGAACUGUUUGGUCCUUUGGUCAUAAGGCUAUAAUUGAAUUAACUCAUAAUUGGGGUACUGAAAGUGAUCCUGACUUCAAAGGAUAUCACAAUGGAAAUUCAGAACCCCGUGGCUUUGGACAUAUUGGUAUUGCUGUGGAUGAUGUGUAUAAGGCAUGUGAGAGAUUUGAACGUCUGGGGGUGGAGUUUGCAAAAAAACCUAAUGAUGGAAAAAUGAAAGAUAUAGCUUUCAUUAAGGAUCCUGAUGGCUAUUGGAUUGAAAUCUUUGACCUCAAGACUAUUGGGAAAACAACUAGCAGCGCUGCUUGAGAUAAUGGGCACAAACUUAAGGAAAAGGGGAGCAUUUGAAGACGUAUUUUCUUCAGUUAUAUUCCAUGGAAAUCUUGCUCCAGUAACCAAAUAUGGAUUAUAUUUAUUUUCUUCCUGUUGGGUGAAUUUUCUCAUAUGCUUGUCAAUGGAAAAUCAUAUAUAUAAACAGAAGAAUAAUACCGUGGCAAGUGUGGUUGUGGUAGAUGACCUAUUUUCUUGUUUUUGGAAAUUUAAGGUCCUCAUUAAUUGUUUCUGAGGUGGAUGGACCUGGGUCCAAAAAUAUGUUAGGAACCACCAAUAGCCAAUAAAAUUUUCUUGCUUGCUCA